Acanthoscelides obtectus is the source of this 1542-nucleotide messenger RNA. Lineage: Eukaryota; Metazoa; Arthropoda; Insecta; Coleoptera; Chrysomelidae. The record is from the annotation of a GenBank genome assembly.
UUGUUUUUUUCGUCUUCAUGUCAAUUUGUCAAUGCUUUAUUCUUGACAUUAUGCUAACCUAAAAUCACUUUAAUUUCUUAGUUUUAUAUUCUCAUUAACCGCUCAAUAGUUUCAUUCAAAUCUUAAGUUUCUAUGUGAAAAUACUCGGCAUGGACACAGGAGAUAUUGUAGUAGAUGAAGAGGAAUUGUCCAAAAGGCACAAACAAGAAAAAAAGGACUUGCAGGCAAAGAUUCAGGGCUUAAAGAAAGGUGUACCAAAAGGUGACAAAAAGAAAAAGAAAGACAUUCUGGAUGAAAUAGCUAAACUUGAAGCGGACCUGAAUGAGAAACACAAACUUGAACUUAGUAAAAUACAGUCCCUAAGCUUGGAUAAUAAUAGAGUAGAACAAGAUGUAACUGGGGAACAAAGUGAUGAUACUGAAAUUGAACCACAGGGUAACGUCCGCGUCUCAAGAGCUCAGAAGCGAAGACAGAAAAAAGAAAAUGAGGCCAGGGAAAGAGAUAAGAGGAUUUCCGAACAAGCUGAAAAAAACAAAGAAGGCCCUAGAAUUAUGGAGACAAAUGCUAUCAAGCAAGCAUUGAAAUUGCUGAACCUGAAGUUGCACAAUAUCCCUGCAGAUGGAAAUUGCCUAUAUUUAGCAGUAAACCACCAAUUGCAAAUAACAGGUAGAUCCACACAAUCUGUAAAUGACCUUAGAAAGAGCACUGCAGAUUAUCUCAUGAAAAACAAAGACGAAUUCAUGCCAUUCAUGUGCAAUGAAUUGGAUGAGUCUGAAAUAGUCAGUGAAGAACAAUUUGAGAGCUACUGUAAAGAUGUGGCUACAACAAAACUCUGGGGAGGCCAACUAGAGCUUAGGGCCCUUUCUAACAUUCUCAAAUGUCCAAUUAAGGUUAUUCAAGCAUCUGGACCACCAACUCUUCAAGGGGAGACCUUCAAGGGACCUGAGUUAGUGUUGACAUAUCACCGGCACUUGUAUAGAUUAGGAGAACACUACAAUUCAACUAUGCGUUCAGGGGAAGAAGAUAUUUGAAAAUCACUGCCCAUAGCUUUAAUUAGGAGAAUUAAUAAAAACUUGUGAUUUCUUUGGAUAAAUCAAAAAUUUUGUGUGUAUGUAUGUCAUAAUCUAAAAUUGGUCUGGACUAUAAUAUCAUGUGGUACAGGAAGUUAUUGCAAAUCAAGUCUAAUACAUAAUGUAUCUGGCUUUUUAUAGGUAAACAUGUAUAUGUGAUAAUAUAAGAAUUCAUUUAAAAUAUAUCAGUCAACACCCCCAAUACUGUUCAAGCUAAAAUGUCUUUAUGGUUAUUUUAAUUGGCUUCUUGUGGGAAUACUGGUAAUAUUACCCAGUGAUCUUGAACAGCUAUAGAUCCUUGUUACUACCUUACAAGAACAUAUAAAUACUCAUUAAAAAACAAUUCUACUUUGUUCAUAUGCUAGUAAAGGGAAUCCCUCAAAACAUGACUUUUCUAUUUUAAUUUUGUUUUCUUUUGUGGUCUUAGAUUGUUUAUUUCCAUUGAAUCUUUUUGAUGGUAACUGCUGAUUGC